Messenger RNA from Ipomoea nil (Japanese morning glory), 1194 nucleotides. RefSeq lists its product as uncharacterized. Bases 1 to 1194 code for a protein of 397 amino acids. The record is from RefSeq and is a predicted model, not a curated record. The transcript is spliced from 2 exons. NCBI's taxonomy places the organism in Eukaryota, Viridiplantae, Streptophyta, Magnoliopsida, Solanales, Convolvulaceae.
AUGGUGCUCCCACUUGGCUUUCAUAGUGAUAAACCAAAUCAGGUUUGCAAGUUAUUGAGGUCCUUGUAUGGCUUGAAGCAGGCCAGUAGGCAGUGGAAUGCAAAAUUGACAAAAGCUUUGCAAGAAAAUGGCUACAAACAGUCCACUGCAGACCCUUCAUUGUUCACAAAAGCCUCAGGUAAUUCCUUCACUGCUUUACUCAUAUAUGUAGAUGACAUUCUUGUAGCUGGAACAAGCAUCACACACAUAAAUGAGUUGAAACAUUUCCUGGACAAAUCUUUUAAGAUCAAAGAUCUUGGCAACAUCAACUACUUUCUGGGAAUUGAGGAAGUCACGACUGCCAGUGGCCUCAACUUGUCCCAGAGAAAAUAUGUCUUAGAAAUCCUAAAAGAAAGUGGUUUUUUGGAAGCAAAGCCAGCACAAACUCCAGCCACUACUGGUUUACAACUCACACACUCAGAAGGAUCCCUACUUGAAAAACCAGAGAUAUACAGAAGGUUGAUUGGAAAACUUUUGUAUUUAACAAAUACCAGGCCAGACAUUUCUCACAUUGUUCAGCAACUGAGUCAGUUUGUUGACAAACCUACAAGCACACAUCUCACUGCAGCACAUAGGGUGCUCAGAUAUCUUAAAGGAUCACCAGGAAAAGGCAUAUUCUAUCACAGCAACUCCCAGUUCAAGCUUUAUGGUUUUUCUGACUCUGAUUGGGCAAAUUGCCCUGAAUCUAGGAAGUCAGUUACUGGCUAUUGCAUAUACCUUGGAAACAAUUUGAUAUCUUGGAGGACUAAGAAGCAAGCUACUGUAUCAAAGUCUUCCUCAGAAGCUGAAUAUAGAGCUUUGGCUUCCACUGUUUGUGAGGUCCAAUGGCUUCACUAUCUGUUAGCAGAUUUGGGAAUCAGACUUGGUAUGCCAGCCUCCUUGUUCUGUGACAACCAAGCUGCUAUAGCCACAGGGGAGAAUCAUGUUUUUCAUGAGAGAACCAAGCAUAUAGAGAUAGAUUGCCACAUUGUCAAGCAAAAGGUCAAUGAACGAUUGAUAAAACUGCUGCCCAUUCCUUCUCAAAAACAAGUAGCUGAUGGUUUCACCAAGGCCUUGCCACAUCCAGCCUUUGCCAUCUUUCAGUCCAAGCUGGGCCUUCACGAUUUACUCUCCUUUCACCACUUUGAUCUCUCCAAGCUCCAAACCAGGUCAUAG